This is a messenger RNA of Gopherus flavomarginatus (Mexican gopher tortoise), 1730 nucleotides long. RefSeq names its product DnaJ heat shock protein family (Hsp40) member C28 (gene DNAJC28). Lineage: Eukaryota; Metazoa; Chordata; Testudines; Testudinidae. The transcript has 2 exons. The record is from RefSeq and is a predicted model, not a curated record. The coding region runs from base 401 to 1540 and encodes 379 amino acids.
GGGGGUGACUGUGUCAGUCCCCCUGUGCCCCCGCCCCCUGAGCGGGGCAAUGCCGGUUACCCACAGGCGGCCCCUUGGUUGGGGCUGCACGGCUCCGGAAGUGGCCCGUCACCCUGGCCUCUCAGCCCCAGUCUGGCCGCGGCCUGUGCAGCGUGUCUGCUCUCACGCGGAGCUGUUCCUCUGUCGUUGUAAUGCGGUGAGCCAGCCUCCCCGAUCUCUAGGGUUCUCCCCACACCGUUGCACAGCUGGCACUCGCUGCUGCGAAGGCAUUGCUUGAGCUGGGGGAAAGGUAGCUCUAGAGCUGGAUAAUCAAGUUUUACCAUAAAUGGUGAGUCUAGAGUAACCCUUCUACUGCUGUGAGCAAAGUCAUUGUUUAGGAUGUAGCAGCAUGUGAAGAAAUAUGAAGUGGCUUUGUGUCAUAUGGACAAAAAAAAUUGGAUGUCAUCUCUGGGCACUUUCAACAAUGAUUCCCAAAAAAGUAAAAAUAUUUCCUUAUCCCUAUAUAAUUGAGCAUAGAAUGUUGUCAAGUUACAAAUCUAAAAAUAACAUCAAAGACUCUUACAGACUUCUUAAACUUCAGGAGGGGUGUUCCCUAGAUGAUGUAAGAAAUUCAUUUAGAAAUCUUGCCAAACAGUAUCAUCCAGACAGUGGUUCCAUCACAGCUGAUUCCGCAAUGUUUAUGCAGAUAGAAGCAGCAUACCGAACUGUGCUUUCUGAUGUGGCCAAGAAAAUGAAAUCAAGUGAAAAUGAAGAUGAAGAGGAAACCAAAUUCAAAUCCAAAGCACCGCAGCACAGGCAGUAUUUAAGUUUUGAAGGUGUUGGUUUUGGGACUCCAAGUCAAAGAGAGAGACAGUACAAGCAGUUUAGAGUAGACCGUGCAGCUGAGCAGGUGAUGGAAUAUCGAAAGCAGAAACUUGAGAGCCAGUAUGCUAUGGACGCUAUGAUAGCCAAAGAUAUAAGGCAGAGUAAGAAGAUAAAAAUAACCCAAGCAAUUGACCGUUUGGUUGAGGACCUCAUCCAGGAAUCAAUGGCUAAAGGAGACUUUGAUAACCUCAGCGGUAAAGGAAAACCAUUGCAGAAAUUUUCAUACUGUCCACAUAUUGAUCCUAUGACUCACAACCUGAACAGAAUUCUAAUAGAUAAUGGAUACCAACCAGAAUGGAUUCUGAUGCAGAAAGAAAUACGAGAAACUAUUGAGGAACUAAGAAGGAACAUAGUAGCAUCUAGGAAUAAACUUGGAGAGCCAAUGACACCAUGUAGACAGAAACAAUGGAGUCAGAUUUGUGAACAAUUAAUAGAAGAUAUCAAGAAACUAAACAAAAGAAUUAAUGACUUUAAUUUAAUUGUUCCCAUUCUGAACAGACAAAUGGUUCAUUUUAAUGCAGACAAAGAAAUUGCACGAGCACAGGCAGCUUAUGAGAUCCUGAUGGAAAAAACAAAGACUACUGAUGUGGAUACAAAGGAAAAUGAACAGGAAAAAGUUAAAAUAUUUAGGCUUAAAUCCAGCUUUUUGAAGUGGAUAAAUCUUAUGCUGAAAUAAAAUAAAAUGGAUAUACCAGAUUUGACUAAAUAUUCAUAAUACAUUUCGUCGUUUGAGAGAGAAUUUUUCAGGUUUACUGAAAAUAUAAAACCUUCCUGUUUUAAUGUUUAGAAGGAAUCUAGCUGCUUGACCUGGCUGUCCAAGUGGUCAAUAAGAAAGCUGCUUAAGAAUAAAUAAUUUUUCUCAGCCA